AUGAGAGGUGACAACCAGAGCUUCCUGGGGGAUCCCCCUAAGGAAUUCAUCCUUCUAGGUGUUUCUGACAGGCCAUGGCUGGAACUCCCCCUCUUUGUGGUCCUCCUGGUGUCCUACAUUCUGGCCAUGUUGGGGAACAUCGCCAUCACCCUGGUGUCCCGGCUGGAUCCCCAGCUCCACAGCCCCAUGUACAUCUUUCUCGGCCACCUCUCCUUCCUGGACUUCUGCUACACCUCCGCCACAGUCCCACAGAUGCUGGUCAACAUGGGCAGCUCCAGGACGACCAUCAGCUACGGCGGCUGCACAGCGCAGUACGCCAUUUUCCACUGGCUGGGGUGCACUGAGAGCAUCGUCUUGGCUGCCAUGGCCCCGGACCGCUACGUGGCCAUCUGUGAGCCCCUCCGGUAUGCCGUGAUCAUGCCCCCCCUCGGCCAGCAGCUCGUGGCUGUGGCCUGGCUCAGUGGCUUUGGCAGCUCCCUAGUUCAGGUGCUGAACAACUUCUUCUGUGAGGUGCCAGCCAUGAUGAAGCUGUCGUGUGCAGACACCGCCGUGAACGAUGCCACACUGGCCUUUGUGCUGGUGCCCCUAACGCUCAUCCUUCUCCCCUACGGCUUCACUGCCCGCGCGGUGCUCAGGAUCCAGUCCUCCAGGGGGAGGCACAAAGCCUUUGGGACCUGUUCCUCCCACCUUGUGGUGGUCUCCCUCUUCUACCUGCCUGCCAUCUACAUGUACCUGCAGCCCCCUUCCAGCUACUCCCAAGAGCAGGGCAAGUUUAUCUCCCUCUUCUAGUCCAUAAUCACCCCCACCCGCAACCCCUUCAUCUACACCCUGAGGAAGAAGGAUGUGAGGGGAGCUCUGAGGAGACUCCUGUCAAGGACCUGGAGGUUCUGCAGGAGAUGA
Messenger RNA from Leptonychotes weddellii (Weddell seal), 900 nucleotides. RefSeq names its product olfactory receptor 2B11-like. Lineage: Eukaryota; Metazoa; Chordata; Mammalia; Carnivora; Phocidae. Gene Ontology annotation, cellular component: membrane. Gene Ontology annotation, biological process: G protein-coupled receptor signaling pathway. Gene Ontology annotation, molecular function: olfactory receptor activity. The record is from RefSeq and is a predicted model, not a curated record.